Messenger RNA from Budorcas taxicolor (takin), 675 nucleotides. Its product is annotated as calaxin-like. Lineage: Eukaryota; Metazoa; Chordata; Mammalia; Artiodactyla; Bovidae. The transcript is spliced from 5 exons. Gene Ontology annotation, molecular function: calcium ion binding. The record is from RefSeq and is a predicted model, not a curated record. Bases 1 to 675 code for a protein of 224 amino acids.
AUGGACCAGAAGGUUCUGAAGAGACUGGUGGACUCCAUCAGUAAGAGUGUCAACUUCAAAAAGAGUGAAAUAGAGUGUCUCAUAAGAAUUUUUCACAACGUGGUGGGAAGAGGUGAUAUGAAACUUGCUAACGCUGGACUAGAUCGUAACGCAUUUCGAGUGAUCCUGCACAGCAUAUUCAGAAUGACUGAUGAUGUGCUAAUGAAUAGGGUAUUUUUUGCAUUUGACAAAGACAACGAUAACUACAUAAACGUGAAAGAGUGGGUUAAAGGGCUAUCAGUGUUUCUUCGAGGGACUUUCGAAGAAAAGCUGAAGUUUUGUUUCGAAGUUUAUUAUUUCAAUGGUGACGGUUACAUUUCUCGAGAGAGAAUAUAUGACAUGUUGAAGAACAGUCUGCACCAACAGUCACCUGAAGAAGAGACUGAUGAAGGAAUAAGAGAGUUGGUAGAUAUAGCAUUGAAGAAAAUGGAUUAUGACAACGAUGGCAGGAUAUCUUUUGCAGAUUUUGAAAAAGCAGUGAAAGAAGAUAGACUUUUGUUGGAAGUGUUUGGACCAUGUUUACCGGAUGCAAAGGUACAGUGGCAGCAGCGAAUUGGUUUGGGGGAAAUUUUCAAAGGAUCUGAAAAGAAAUACUUGAUAGACACUUACCUCUACAGGGUUCCAACCUACUGCUGA